AGUAAGUAUAAUGUAUUUUGUUUUUAAAGCAAGCUAGCUUUGGGGGAUUUACGCUUACUUGUUCUGAGAAACUUGUUGGUGCUCAGAAAGAUGGAACAAGUAGUUCCUUUUGAUGUUGUUCCUCAUAUUCUCUCAAAGCUACCUGUAAAAACUCUUAUGAAAUUCAAGUCCGUCUGUAAACAUUGGUCUAUCCUCAUCGAUAGCCCAUUCUUUGCCCACUUGCACUCCAGCCAAGCCAUUCAAGAAACCAGAGUUUUGCUUCCUUCUUCUUCUUCUUCUGAUGAGCAGCAAAAGUGUCUGAAUCCAUGCAAAGACGAUGGGAGGUUUAUGCAUAUCAGUUUGGAUUUAGUUUCCAAGUUUUUUGAAUCAAAAUCUUACUACCUUGUGGGUUCUUGCAAUGGGCUUCUCUGCUUUAAGAAAAAGAGUUAUUGUGAUAUUGAUAGAAGAACAGGAGGACUCCUCCUGUUCAAUCCUCUUAGGCAACAACUUCUUCCACUGCCACCACCAUCUGCAGAAUCAGUUAGUAUGAGGCAAUUCGGAUUUGGUUUUGAUUCUUCAACAGCAACUUACAAGAUGCUCUCUGUUUUUUAUAAUGAAAUCAGCACUAAUUUUGACGAUGAGCCCAGAUAUAGUUUGGGUGCUGAAGUUUUUACUAUAGGAAGAAGCUUAUCAUCAUCAUCAUCAUGGAGAGCUAUAAGCAAUGUUCCCCAACUGCUUCCUGUACUUCAAGAUCCUGUAUUUUUAUGGGGAGCUAUUUACUGGGUUACUCACCCUUUGAAUAUUACCCCUGAAACUUCCUACAACAGCAAAAAGAUUGUUGCUUUCCAUCUUGGGAAUGAGGAAUUCAGUUUGAUUGCUUGGCCUAGUACUGUUGGGUUUCAUGACAUGUGUCACUUGGUUGAGCUCAGAGGGUGUUUGUGUAUUGCUUAUUAUUGUUCAAAAGACUAUAUUGAUAUUUGGAUGAUGAAAGAGAAUAAAAGGAAAGCAGAAGAAUGUUGGGUUAAUGAAUAUAGGAUCCAUAUAAAAACUCCAUCAGCAUCUGAAAUAUUUUAUUAUCCUAAAAUUUUUGUUGAAGUUAUAGGGCAAUGGGAGGAUGAAGAAAUCCUGCUGAGGUAUUGCUCUAGUUUUGUUGCUUAUAAUCCAAGAACAGAAAAACUAAGUUGCAUCAAUAUUCGGAGUCCGGAUGAAGUCUUUGUCUUUUGCCACACCUUCACAGGCAGCCUAAUUUCAUUUUCUGGGUUCCAAGCAGCAGAACAAAUUAAUUCAUUAGUGGAAGCCUAAUCUGUUCUUUUUGUUUUUAUAGUUUUUGCUUUCUAAGUUUUUUGUUUUCUCUUGUUUUUGUUUUUUUAUUUUAUUUUUUUUUUAUGUUUCCUCUUGUAAAGUAACAAAGAGCUUAAUGACACUAUUGGAAUGGACUAUCUAU
Ziziphus jujuba (common jujube) is the source of this 1423-nucleotide messenger RNA. RefSeq names its product F-box protein At3g07870. The transcript has a single exon. The coding region runs from base 91 to 1281 and encodes 396 amino acids. NCBI's taxonomy places the organism in Eukaryota, Viridiplantae, Streptophyta, Magnoliopsida, Rosales, Rhamnaceae. Gene Ontology annotation, molecular function: protein binding. The record is from RefSeq and is a predicted model, not a curated record.